Molecule: messenger RNA, 764 nt
Organism: Orbicella faveolata
Lineage: Eukaryota; Metazoa; Cnidaria; Anthozoa; Scleractinia; Merulinidae
Source: RefSeq, a predicted model, not a curated record
GACUCAUAGUCAACAGUAAACUGGUCCGAACACGAACCAAAGUCAACACAAAGGCUAAAAACUUAACUGCACACGUAACUUACUUAUCAUUCCUUUACAGCGAGUUGUUCAACAGGUGCUUGGAACAGAAAAGCAGUCCUUCGAGCUUAGAGCGAGAUCGUGAAUCGAAGAACAAAGAAAUGGCCUUCAUUUCACAUAAAGUCUCUGUGAUGUCCUUGUUGUCCCUGUCUGCGAUGUUUUUGUUGAUUUACUGUGUCACAGCAAACAACAAAACCAAUCAACCAUCGUACAAAAUGCAGCCUCCUCCUGUGUAUUAUGGUGGUAUACCUGGUAUGCACGGCAAGCCUGGUUCUCCUGGGGCACCAGGUCGGGAUGGCCGUGAUGGUCGUGACGGAGCCAAAGGUGACCAGGGCAGCCCGGGAAAGACUGGACCCCAGGGACCUCCAGGAACUCCUGGUAUCAGUGGAAAGAAUGGCGCUAAAGGAGAACCUGGAGUCCAGGGCCCUCCCGGCCAAAAGGGGCAGCGUGGAGAGAGAGGAACAAGUGGAAUCCCUGGGACUCCUGGUGUGAUGGAUUACAGGAACUGGAAAGAAUGCGCGUGGAAACUGAGUGAGGACAAAGACCACGGCCUGAUCAAGGAGUGUUUGUUCACCAAGAACGUCUCUGACACAUCCCUCCAUGUUUACUGGACUGGCGUUCUAAGAGUCUACAACUGUGACAACUGCUUGCUUAUGCAGGAAUGGAUUUUUUGCUUCGAGAUCUAA